AGCAAAACAGAGUUGGUUUUUUUAUUUUUUAUGGAUCAAAACAAAAGUCAAAUACCUGCUUAAUAAAACUGCAAAGAUUGCUAAAUCUUUUGUGUUUUUCCCAAUUCAAACUCGAAAUCCAGGGUUUUAGUAUUUCAAUUCAAUCCACCCCCCACAAUUCUUCAUUAGAGUUUAGUUGGGGAUUAGGGUUUUUUGAAUUCAUUUCUUCUUCUUAUGGUAGGGUUCUUGAUUAUAUUGUUGCUUGCUUAGGUUUCUUUUUCCCCUGAAUGUUCUAUGCUGCGUUGUUUUAUAUACCUAAAUUCAAUUGUUUGUUGUUAAUUUGUUGUGUUUUUCUUUUAUAUUUGGUGGAAAAAGCAGAUUGGUUAACGGUAUUGUUGGCUUGGGGUGGUGGUGGUGGUGGUGGUGGUGAAUUCGUUCGCAUUGGAUGUUAUAAACUUGAAGCUGUAGAAAUGUUGGCUCUCAUUCGCUGUGGAUUUAAUAUCCCAAACUGUUUUUUUCAUUUGGCUGAAUGGCAUCCGCUCAAAUAACAAAGUAGAUUAUGGCUUGAAGCCCUCUAUUUCACGUUUCAUUCAGAUUCUGUAAUCGGUUGCUUUUUUUCUGCUUCAAGGUGAGGUUAUUCUAAUGUUUAGUGAGAACUGUCCAUUUGCUUGGGUAAUGGGCUGCUUUGGUUGUUUCGGCCAAGGUGGGAGCCCCAGACGAAAUCAGUCCCAAGAAUGUUUGUUAGAAGAAGAAAUACAAGAUUGUGUUCCUUCAUAUAAUGGUGAGGUCACUAACAUUGCCCUGGGAGAUCAAGGUGAGUUGCAAAGCCGAUUGAAACGACUUGAAGAGAUGUUGAAGUUCAAAGUGGAGAAUAGAUUGAUUUGCAGGCAAUUUCCUGUCAAGGAAACAAACAGGCUUUUCUACUCAGAGGAUGAAAAUGGGAAUAAGAUGGUCAACAACUAUGUGCGGGAACGUAAGAUUGCUUCUGGUAACUAUGGAAAAGUGGCUUUAUAUCAGAGCACUACAGAUGGAAAGCAUUAUGCCAUUAAGGCAUUCCAUAAGUCUCAUUUAUCAAGGGUGCGGGUUGCCCCUUCAGAGACUGCUAUGUCUGAUGUUCAUCGUGAGGUUCUAAUCAUGAAAUCAUUGGAGCAUCCUAAUAUAGUUAAUCUCUUUGAGGUGAUUGAUGACCCAAAUACCGAUCACUUCUACAUGGUUCUUGAAUAUGUUGAAGGAAAAUGGGUUUGUGAGGCUUUUGGUGACACACGAGGCAUUAGUGAAGAUACUGCCAGGAAGUAUUUGCGAGAUAUUGUCUCUGGGCUCAUGUAUCUCCAUGCUCAUAAUAUAAUCCAUGGGGAUAUAAAACCUGAUAAUCUACUGAUUACUAGUGCUGGUACAUUGAAGAUUGCAGAUUUUAGUGUCAGCCAGGUGGUUGAGGAUUGUGAUGAUGAGCUGCGCCGCUCACCUGGGACUCCUGUUUUCACUGCACCUGAGUGCUGUUCAGGUUCAACAUAUCAUGGAAAAGCUGCAGACACAUGGGCAGUAGGUGUUACUUUGUACUGUAUGAUAUUUGGAAAAUAUCCAUUUCUAGGUGAAACUAUACCAGAUACAUAUGACAAAAUUGUUAACAAACCAUUAAUUCUCCCAGAUGAUAUGAACCCAGAACUAAGGAACUUGCUGGAAGGACUUCUUUGCAAAGACCCAAGACAGAGGAUGACUUUGAAUGACAUUGCAGAGCAUACUUGGGUUAUUGGAGAAUAUGGGUCAAUCCCUCAGUACUUGUGCUGGUGCAAGCGAAAUACGUUGCAGGGAGAAGAAACUAGUGGGAGCUGCCAUACAUAAUAGGUGUAGACUAUAAAAUUCUCCCGUUUUCAGUAAUUUCAUGUACAGUGGAAAAGCUAGUGCAUUUGUUUAUCCGUUUUGGCUUCACAAAGAUUGAUCUUUGCAUUAUAGCAAAAUUUUCUGGAAUACAUCAGAUGUGCAAGAUGUAUUAAAUGCAAGAAGAGUUGGUACUAGCCAUAGAACUGGCAUGGUGGUGUUUCCCAAGUAUAUGUCAAAUGUGGUUAUGGUUUGUGAAAGCAGAUGUACUUAUAAUUUACAGUAUCGGAUAGUGCUUCAUGAUUUAAUGAGAAACAUUUGGAUGAAUUUGAACAUUUAUGGUAAUGAUUUUUACAAU
This is a messenger RNA of Rubroshorea leprosula, 2152 nucleotides long. The record is from the annotation of a GenBank genome assembly. Lineage: Eukaryota; Viridiplantae; Streptophyta; Magnoliopsida; Malvales; Dipterocarpaceae.